This is a messenger RNA of Verruconis gallopava, 2465 nucleotides long. RefSeq names its product isocitrate lyase. Gene Ontology annotation, cellular component: mitochondrial matrix. The transcript is spliced from 2 exons. Lineage: Eukaryota; Fungi; Ascomycota; Dothideomycetes; Venturiales; Sympoventuriaceae. Gene Ontology annotation, molecular function: isocitrate lyase activity; methylisocitrate lyase activity. The record is from RefSeq and is a predicted model, not a curated record. The coding region runs from base 300 to 2099 and encodes 599 amino acids.
UCUCGCCGAGUGCGACUCGCUUGGGCCCUAUCGACGACACUACCGGUCAGAAAACACUGUCUCUCGCGGGCAGAAAUGGUCCUUUCUGCGUUCUGAGGAGAAUUGUCACCCUUGAGGCCACCGAUACCGGCUAUCGUUUGUCGCGUGUUGUGCGAAGACUGCGGAAGCGAACAGAUUCGCCUGCGCAGAGCAUUACCAAGCGGCUCUCGCAACACUGCGCUUGUAUAUUAUUCUUUGCCAUCUCCACUUUCUUUCCCAUAGAAUCGCAUUGUGUUGCCCGCUAUAGCAGGAACUCCGCCAUGCUGCGACCAGCUCUUCGUUCAGCGUGCAGACAGUGCCGAGCAGCUCGGCAGCUUCGAUCCCCAGCACACCUACGAGCGUUCAGUUCAAUACCUCAGCGUAUGUCAAGCUCCAUACUCAAGGCUCCCGAGCCUCCAGUUUCUUCAGCUUUGCCAGCAGAUGCUUUCCAGCUGUUACCGGAAGCGUCCAAAGCCGGCGAAGCUGAAGAUGCCUUGUUCAAUGAGCAGGUCAAGGCCGUUAAAGAGUGGUGGGCAACACCCAGAUUCAAGGACAUCAAACGCCCUUACACAGCCGAAGACGUCGUCUUGCGGCGAGGCACCCUACAACAGUCGUACCCGAGCUCGUUGAUGGCUAGGAAGCUCUUUAACAUCUUCGAGGAGAGGGCCAAAGAAGGAAAGCCAGUGCACACGAUGGGUGUUGUUGAUCCCGUACAGAUGACCCAACAAAGCCCGAACCAAGAGGUCAUGUACAUCUCUGGAUGGGCUUGCAGUUCACUCCUCACUACCACGAACGAGGUCAGCGCGGACUUCGGCGACUACCCUUAUAACACCGUUCCAAAUCAAGUCCAGAGAAUAUUUAAGGCACAACAGCUUCACGAUAGAAGGCAGUGGGACAUCAGACGUAAAAUGAGUCCUGAGGAAAGAAAGGCCACGCCAUAUGUUGACUAUCUGAGGCCAAUCGUUGCAGAUGGAGAUACUGGUCACGGCGGUCUCUCGGCUGUCUUCAAGCUUGCCAAGCUAUUCGCAGAGAACGGUGCCGCAGCCGUGCAUUUUGAAGAUCAGUUACAUGGCGGCAAAAAAUGUGGUCACCUUGCCGGCAAAGUCCUUGUUCCAGUUGGCGAACACAUCAACCGUCUUGUUGCAACAAGGUACCAGUGGGACCUCAUGGGCACCGAGAACCUCGUGAUUGCACGAACCGAUUCCGAAAGCGGCAAAUUGCUCAGCAGCGCGGUUGACGUCCGCGAUCAUGAAUUUAUCAAAGGUGUCACCGAGGAUGUUGAGCCGCUUGCAGAAGUGCUGCAGCGUAUGGAAAUGGAAGGUGCUUCGGGCCCAGAGAUUGACAAGUUUGAGGCUGCGUGGGUAAAACAACACAAGCUCGUCACCUUCGAUGAGGCGGUAGUAGAACACCUCAAGAAAGAGGGUGCUCCACAAUCUUCGAUUGAUGAGUACCUGGCCACGGUCAAGGCUGAUCCUAGCCUCUCACUCGCGAGGCGACGACAGGUCGCUGGCAAGUACACAAAAGAACCUGUUUUCUUCUCAUGGGAUAUCCCACGCACUCGCGAGGGCUUUUACCACUACAAGGCAGGCGAAGCCGCAGCAACAAAGCGUGCUAUGGCAUACGCUCCAUAUGCUGAUCUUUUGUGGGUUGAAACCGGCGACCCAAGUGUUGAGAAAGCGGCAAGCUUCGCAAGGCCCAUUCGCGAGAAGUUUCCGGGUAAGAAACUCGUGUACAAUCUGAGCCCAAGCUUCAAUUGGAUGAGUCAUGGAUUUACAGAGGAGACAUUAAAGAGCUUCGUCUGGGAUCUAGCUAAGGAAGGAUUCGUUAUGCAGCUCAUCUCCCUAGCAGGUCUGCAUUCGAACGCCACUAUCACUUGCGAACUCUCCAGAGCGUUCAAAGAUCAGGGCAUGCUGGCAUAUGUCAACCUUGUUCAAAGGAGAGAAAAGGAAAUCGGUUGCGAUGUCCUGACACAUCAAAAGUGGUCUGGAUCUGGCUUAAUCGAUGGUAUGAUGGGAGCUGUUCAAGCUGGCAGCAGUGGAAGCAAAAGUAUGGGCGAGGGAAACACCGAGAAUCAAUUCUGAUUGUGUAAUUUUGUUUGAAGAUAAAAUGUAGAUACCAAUAAAUUCCAGUGUACAAGUGCGAGGACAAUGGUAAUGUCCCGUUUCGCAAUUGUCUUCGGCUACAAGGAAUUCAGUGGACCACAUGGACUAGGCUAACAUGAAGGCAUUGUUGGAAAGAUAAUUGUUGCUGCCUCUCGAAGAUGAGGCUCAGUGGAGGCUCCAUACACAAGCGCAGGAUGAAGUUUCUCCGAAUUCGCAAAUGUUCUGCACACUACUGGAAUAUUAGCACAUAUGUGAACACACACUUAAAGGAGACUGACAGACAUAAUAGGAUAUAUCGUUUCUACGAUUCAUUUUGGCGUGCAGAACACACUGUCCAGGCAUUUU